GCCACCGAGCCAUCACCAGCAGCAGAAACAGCAACAAUUGUGGAGGAAACAGCAACAAAAAUUAGCAACAACAACACCGCUCUGAUGCCUUAGCGCUUGCGUAUUUUGUUGAUAUUUGCAAGCCAUCCGAGAGGAAAGAGGCCGAGAACGGAACCGAUGCUGCGCCUACUCGUCUCCAACUGCUGCCGCAGUAGCAGCGGCGGCGAUCUGCUCAGCCGCCACCUGCUGCAGCCGACAUCGCAGCCACUGCCACGCCUCCAGAAUGCCGCCCGCCUGAUUCGCCAACAUUGGAGAGGCACGCACACCACGCCCCCGACGCCAAUGCCGCCCUCGAAUGCCACCCGCCUGCUACACACCACACGACUGCUGCUCUGGGGCGGCGGCAGUCUGGCCCUGGGCAUGGGCGCUCGAUCGUGGUGGGCGGGGCGAGGCUGUGUGGUGCACUGCGAGGGCAACCGCCUGGCACUGCGCGAGGUGCCAGAAAUAGACGAGGACGCGAAGGCGGAGAAGUUCGACUGGCGGAAACUCUGGUCCUACCUGGAGCCACAUCUUUGGGAGCUAAUAGGCGCCGUAUGCGCCGCGUUAAUAGUGGCAUACAUCAACAUCCGCAUCCCAAAUCUGCUCGGUGUUCUGGUCAACACACUGGCGCACUAUGCCAACACCUAUGUAACGCCCAACUCCUUUGUGAAGGACGUAAGCAAGCCGGCCAGCAAUCUGCUCAGCCUCUACAUGCUCCAGUCGGGCUUCACCUUCAUGUAUAUCUACCUCCUUAGUCGCGUGGGCGAGCAGAUGGCGGCCCGGAUGCGGCAAGACCUCUUCAAACAGAUCGUUGUCCAGGACAUAGCCUUCUUCGAUGAGAAUCGAACGGGUGAGCUGGUCAACCGACUGACAGCUGAUGUCCAGGACUUUAAGGCCUCGUUCAAGCAGUUCGUGGCUCAGGGAUUGCGGAGUACUGCUCAGCUAAUUGGCGGCGGGAUAUCCCUCCUCAUGAUAUCCCCCCACAUGGCGGUCAUUGCCCUGGUCAGUGUGCCGUGCGUGGUCAUGGUCAUGUCCUAUAUGGGUAAAAAACUGAGAUCGCUGAGCAAAAACUCGCAGGCGCAGUCAGAACGAGCGACGGGCGUUUGCGAGGAGGCCUUGUCGAAUAUCCGGACGGUUCGGUCCAGUGCCUGCGAAUACCGGGAGAUGCAACUGUUCGAGACGGAAACGAAUGAGGCCGCCCGUUUGGCGCAAGAGCUCGGCUACGGCAUUGCCAUCUUCCAGGGCCUGACCAAUUUCUUCCUCAACACACUAGUCCUAUCCACACUGUUCAUGGGCGGCCAUAUGAUUUCCACGGACAGCCUCACGCCGGGCGCUCUGAUGGCCUUCCUGGUCGCCUCUCAGGGCGUGCAGCGAUCCCUCGCCCAGGGCUCCAUACUACUGGGCACGAUGAUCCGGGGCAUGAGCGCCGGUUCCAGAGUCUUUGAAUUCCUCUCCCUGCAGCCCCAGGUGGAGCUGCUGCGUGGCUAUGUGAUUCCUCAAGAGCGAUUGCACGGCGAGAUUCGCUUCGAAAACGUAUCCUUCGCCUAUCCCAUGCGACCUGAACAGGUGGUCCUCAAGGACUUCAGCCUCGUUCUCCGUCCCGGUCAGACGGUGGCUCUGGUGGGCGCUAGUGGCUCUGGGAAAUCAACCAUCGCCGCCUUGGUGGAACGUUUCUAUGAGCCCACAUCGGGCAACAUCAAGAUCGACGGUUACAAGCUCUCCGACAUUUCGCCGUACUGGCUGCGCGCCAAUGUCCUGGGCUUCAUCGAACAGCAGCCGGUCCUCUUUGGCACCUCGAUCUUCGAGAACAUUCGCUACGGCAAGCCGGACGCCGGCGUGGAGGAUGUCUAUGCCGCGUCGCGUCUCUCGCAGUCGCAUGACUUUGUGACCGCCCUGCCGGACGGCUAUGACACGCACGUGGGCGAACGGGGCACCCAGUUGAGUGGCGGACAGAGGCAGCGCAUCGCCAUUGCCCGGGCGCUGCUGAAGAAUCCCCGUGUCCUCAUUCUGGACGAGGCGACGAGCGCCCUGGAUGCCACCAGCGAGGCGGAGGUACAGAAGGCACUGGACACGGUCGUACAGAAUCGAACCACCCUAGUCAUUGCUCACCGGUUGUCCACCAUCCGGAAUGCGGAUCUAAUUGUUGUCAUGGAUCAGGGACGUGUCGUGGAGACUGGAAAACAUGACGAGCUGAUGGCCAAACGAGGCCUCUACUUUGAGCUGGUGCGUCAGCAAGAGCGCCGAGACAUUCAGGAUCAGGUCCAGAUAAAGGACAACAUGGUGUCCAACACUGAGGCUGCAAAUACACAAGCUAAGGAUACGGCAACGUCGAUGGGAGCCACAACGGCGACAACGACCUUCAAGGACAUCCCACAAAGCAGGGCCAACACCGCCCACGGCUGACGACGACCGUUUUUUGGUUGAGGAGCGACUAUAGGAAAAUUUCCGAUGAUUCCCUGUACACUUACACUUAAUUUAUUAGAACGUUUUUGUUUUCCAAUUAUAUUUUUUAUUUUAAAAACACUGACCAAACAAUGAAAGCUACAAAAACAGAAAAAAAAAUACGAAAGAAAUCUAAAACUGGUAAGAGAUUCUAAUAUAAGUUAACAAUCAAAUAAACGCUGAAUACAGUAUUGUUUUUGUUAUAAAAA
Messenger RNA from Drosophila bipectinata, 2669 nucleotides. RefSeq names its product mitochondrial potassium channel ATP-binding subunit. Gene Ontology annotation, cellular component: mitochondrial inner membrane. Gene Ontology annotation, biological process: oligopeptide export from mitochondrion. Gene Ontology annotation, molecular function: ATP binding; ABC-type oligopeptide transporter activity; ATP hydrolysis activity. NCBI's taxonomy places the organism in Eukaryota, Metazoa, Arthropoda, Insecta, Diptera, Drosophilidae. The record is from RefSeq and is a predicted model, not a curated record.